Molecule: messenger RNA, 1476 nt
Organism: Branchiostoma floridae (Florida lancelet)
Lineage: Eukaryota; Metazoa; Chordata; Leptocardii; Amphioxiformes; Branchiostomatidae
Product: vasopressin V2 receptor-like
Exons: 9
Coding region: 359-1450 (363 amino acids)
Biological process (GO): neuropeptide signaling pathway
Cellular component (GO): membrane
Molecular function (GO): urotensin II receptor activity
Source: RefSeq, a predicted model, not a curated record
GCUUCGUGCGGUUUCUGUCAGACGAUCUAGUACACAAUUGUCUUCUGCGUGACUGUCAAUCACACGGACCCUGACUGUCGUCUGCGUGGCUGUCAAUAACACGGACCGCGGGUUUCGUCAGGCGAUCCUCUUGACACUUUUUACCGGAUAACUGUUGACCAAGUUGUCCAGGAAGCGUCCUCCCCUAGCCGCGUGACGUAAGCAAAGGGUGAAAGGUCAUUGGAAGUCGAUACCGACCCUCGUCUCUGCUGAACGCCAUCAGGAAGUUCUGUUGACAGCAAACUUGGGGACGUUCAUUACAACCAGUAGUGUUUUACGCCAGUUACUUACGACAGUGUAGUGCGCAGGUCCAGUGAACAUGGACGACACCGUGAGUGCGACAGCCUCCACGGACGAGGACGAAGACAUGCUGACACCCAGCAUGACCUUGACUGUAAUUUUGACCGUGACGUCAUCGAUUGGAGCCCUGUCCAACUUGGUCAUCUGCCUGGUGAUCAUCUGUGCGCAUGCGCGCAACGUGCCAUCUGAUUGGUUCAUGGGUAACCUGUCGUUCGUUGACCUGACCUUUGCCGGGGUCACCGUCCCCAUCAGGUUGGCGAGGUACCUGCUGCGAGGCACGGGAAUCUUCGGAGGACUUUUCGGCUGUAAGUUGUGCAUGGUUCUGCCCAAACUCUGCCUGACCAACUCAGUCUUCACCAUGCUGGCGAUGGCGUACGAACGGUACCGCUCUACGGCCAAGUUCAAUAAGCCAAAACUUACAGGUUGCCAAACUGGCUCAAUGCUCGUGCUGGUAUGGUUCGUGUCGUGUAUGCUGUGUCUGUACGACAUCGUCAGUGGCAAGAACUAUCUAAUUGACAUGGGAAACUCCACCGAACCUGCUCCAGUCUACAUCACGGACUGCUGGUUUCCGGAAUUAGGAGAUGACAAGGAUGCAUACUCGUACGUGUUCGCUGCACUUGGUGUAGCGACCCCUCUGAUAUCUAUAGCCGUGUUCUACGCGCUCCUGGUUGGUGCCAUCCGCACACGGGGGUUCCAGUCACCCAACAACCCUCCCUCCAGCCCGCAGCAACAGCCGUCCGCAGAGGCCUCAACAGCAGCGUCUCCGGUAGCCAGAGUGCGGACCAUCAGGGUGAGCCGGUCGGUGUCAGGCGGUAUUCUGCACGAGAUCAGACAGACCAACAUGGUGGCGGCGCUGGUGGUGGUGUUCGUCUUGUGUUGGGUGCCGCUCUUCGUCCUGCCGGUAAUGCAGGCGUGGACGGAGGACAGCGCCUCUAGCGACUCCUUCAUACUGCAGCUGCACAUGGUUUUGGUGACCGUACGGACGAUUCUGGACCCCGUGAUCUACACGUGCUCGUCCCGGGCGAUGCUGUGCUGCAGGAAGCGGGGCAGGGUGGGGGAGGCUCCCGAGGACAUACAUUUAGGCGCCCGGGACACAGUCUCGGACUGUUAGCAACCAAGCAACAGUAAUUCGAAGCA